Elaeis guineensis (African oil palm) is the source of this 1466-nucleotide messenger RNA. RefSeq names its product cell number regulator 6. Lineage: Eukaryota; Viridiplantae; Streptophyta; Magnoliopsida; Arecales; Arecaceae. The record is from RefSeq and is a predicted model, not a curated record.
AAAAAAAGAAAAAACGUUUUCCGCCUUUGAUUUCCGCUCCUUGGCUUCGCUAGACCCGAGUAUGGCGCGACAACAUUAUUCCUUCCUGUGGGCCGAGUUUACCCAAGAUUCUACCGGCGACUAGGAUUGUCAACUCCAAAACACCGUCACGACACUAGCAGUAGAUCUUCUAUCCCCCAAAAAAAACUGGCAAUAGAUCUCUUUCUUAAUCCUUGGACUUCUGUACUCGGGGAGGAGCUGGACGUCGGCCCUGGACGCUUCCCUUUCUCUGCUGGCACUCGGGGGGCUCUCGUUCGUCUUCUGGGGCCCUAGCCUAGGCUUUUGCCGCAUAUCCGAGUGCUUUCUCAGAUCCCUAGGGAUCUGAUUGCAAAUUCUGGGAGAAACCUUGGGGAGAUCCGAGGAAGGGCAGGGACUGAGAGGACUUUGGAAAACUUUUCCCCGGUGUUCAUGAAAAAUUGUUCCUACUGCUGUUGCGCUUGAAAGGAUGGCGGAGAAUUCAGGGCAAUCGCGGUAUGUGAAAUUAACGAAGCAUCAAGAGGUGCCGGUAGAAGAGAUUCGCCCUGGAGAGCUGAAUCAGCCCAUUCGUGUUCCCCAGUUGGAGGUUCGCAGGUGUAGUGAGUGCGGGCAGCCCUUCCCAGAAAGCUAUGAGCCACCGGCAGAUGAACCCUGGACAACUGGAAUGUUUGGCUGUGCCGAGGAUCCUGAGAGCUGUUGGACUGGACUGUUCUGCCCCUGUGUACUGUUUGGGCGUAAUGUUGAGAGACUCAGAGAAGAUAUACCCUGGACAAGACCUUGCACUUGCCAUGCUAUCUUUGUCGAGGGUGGUCUUGCACUGGCAGUGGCUACAGCUGUGUUCCAUGGCAUUGACCCAAGAACAUCAUUUCUAAUUGGAGAAGGACUGUUGUUUACUUGGUGGAUGUGUGGUAUCUAUACUGGUAUUUUUCGGCAGUCACUGCAGAAGAAAUAUCAUCUCAAGAACUCACCUUGUGACCCCUGCAUGGUCCAUUGCUGCAUGCAUUGGUGUGCAAUCUGUCAAGAGCAUCGAGAAAUGAAAGGGCGCCUCUCUGAUAAUGUCAUUAUGCCGAUGACUGUUGUGAACCCACCUCCAGUGCAGGAAAUGAGCAUGAAUGAAAAUCAUGGUUCAUCAGCCUCUGAUGCAGGCGCCCAAAAGAACGAACAUGCCACUUUGGAGAUGGAAGCUUUAUAGAUGGUGUAUUUUACGAUGAUGAGGUUUGGGGAAAUUUUGGGGGAAGAAUGAUAACUCGAAAAUCGGCCGCUCCCUUCUUUCCACCCUUUUUCUUCUCUCUCGGGAAAGUACUUUGAUUAAGAGACUUUUCUGGAUGCCUGGGUAUAACUGGAGAGCUUUGCUUCCGUUGGUUUGAUACAGAACUGAUGCAACUCUAGAAACUACAAACUAUGGAUAUCUGUUUGUCAUUUAAAGGUUAAUAUCUUAUCCUAGUUUGCUC